This is a messenger RNA of Cladocopium goreaui, 6557 nucleotides long. Lineage: Eukaryota; Dinophyceae; Suessiales; Symbiodiniaceae. The record is from the annotation of a GenBank genome assembly.
GCCAUGGUCACUCCAAAGGGUCCUGAAGGGUGUCCCAUCGCGGUGGGGUCGGAAGUGAGGUUGAUCAGCAGUCUAUCAAAGGCCAUGCGACUUUGCUUGGGCCAAGGAGGAUGGGUUCCACAAAUGGAAGCGACCCUUGGAAAGGUGGGUGUAGUGAUGGAAGUGCUUCCUUCCGGCAAUCUCCGAAUCCAAUGCGGUGGCUCCUUGCGACCCUAUAUCUAUCCUCCAGCUCUGAUUGCUGAGCACCUGAAUGCUCCGAGACCACCACUUUUUGUGCUGGACCUACAUCCUCACAGCAUCGUCCGUUUAGAUACCGCUGGGCAAUGUGCAGUCUGCCGGCGUUCCUUUGAAGGGACCAAGGUGUCUGAAGAUGGAGACCAGGACUCAGACGCAUUGGAUACAUCUGCCCUGGCAGCCUUUCUGACUGGGCCCAAAGGUGAUAAGAUUGGAGGAUUUGGAUGUAAAGCCUGUGAGUUCUACCUCUGUAGCAUUUGCAGUCAGCCAUACCAAGUGUCUGCGCGGCGCCGUGACAACAGCAACCCUCAGAAGGUGGCAGAAGCAUCGUUGCGUUUGGGGGCUAUGUGCAAACUGCACCAUGGCAACAAAUGGCACAGUGCUGUUGUCUUGGAAACCUUGCGCGACUCCAAAGUCCGGGUUCACGUACCCAUGGAGGAGGUACCGGAUCAAGAGUUGGAAGUGACUUCCAGCAAGCUAAAACCUGCCCGCACGGAGGCCUUUGAGCUCUUUCGACAUCCCUGCUAUCCUGAAGGCCUGCACCGUGUGUGUUUCCCGGACGGUCUGCGCGGCACACUCUUUGGGGAGCCCGUGCGCUGCUCUUCUGAUGAGUGCAUGCCUGGAGGAUGCCGCGCCAAGCCAUCCGAGGACUCACGGCGCAUUGCAUACUUUUGUCCCCGGACGGCCUUUCUCCUUUGCGAAAAGUGCUCGGAGGUGUCUGACCUGGGACAAGUAACUGCCGAGACGUGCCAAGAAGAUCUGGAGAAGCUGAAAGACACAGAUGCGGAAUGUUGUGCGGUAGCUGCGAAGAGGAUCCUCAGCCUGUGCAGUAAAUCGCAGCAGGCUAGACUCCUCUUUCUGGAAGCUGGCAUUUGCGGCGUGAUCGCUGAUGCCACCGCAGCGAUUGAUACCUUCGGGCCGGAGCAGGAUCUCCCGCAGAGCCAAGCCUUGUUGAAGCUCCUGACCUGCUUGGCGGAAUGGCUGUACCUGGCGCCUCGAAAGCCAAAACCUGAACACCGCGUCUUGGUGAACGUGCCGGAAAAUGCCGAUGCUUUCUCCAGCGCUGCUCAUUUGUACGAGCUCUUCACUGGACGGCGACAAAAAGAACCUGGUGAAGAGGAUGAUGACUGGCAAGAGGCAGUGAUUGUGAAUGUGAAUGGCGAACAAGAGGCCAACUCUGUUCAAGUGCAGCUGGUGCGUGGCGGCAACCGCAUCAGCGUCUCUCAGGAUCGACUCACCACCUUCACCCUGCCAGAAGCACUUCCAGCCUGUGUGCCGUUGCCAAAAAGAGCCAACCUGCCGUCUCCUAUCAUCCUGACACAGGAUUGGCUCAUGAAGCAUGCCCUGCCUCGGAACGACCUUUUCUUGGCCAAGAGGGUCCUCAUGGAUCGUGCGGAUUUGACCGCCGUGGAUCGACAGGGCAACGGCGUCCUGGCGGUGGCGGUGGAACAUCAAUGCUCCCAGGAGAUGGUGAAGUUGUUGUUGGAACAGGGCUGUCCUAGGUCCUCCAAGGGGAACUUGGGACCUCCCCUGGCCAUCGCUGCAAGAUGUGGGCGAUUGGAGGUGGUUCGAGUCCUCCUGGACUAUGGUUGCGAUCCCUUGGAGAUUGAAGUGUCGAAGCAUAAGCUGCCAGAGGCUGCGAAAAGUUUGUUGGGCUACUUGGUGCCCAAAGACGACGCAGUGCUGCAGAAGGGCUUGCCCUUGCGGCGGCUGCGACGCACAUUGGCGGUGACGUUGUUGCCCUUGGCUCGAAAGAUGUUACCCUCCAGCCAUUCAGGACAGAGAAAUCUGGAUUCCCAGCUCGUACAGGUGUUGGUUCUGGGCUGUGAACAUGCAGCUCCACUGCCGGACGAUUCACUUGAGAGCUUGGUGCAGCUUUGCCGCAGCCUGCUGAUGUCGUUCGACUCAUCUUCCAUGGAUUUGGGUCUUCGCUUGGCAAACAGCUUGUGCGAGGCUGGACCAGCAGCAGAAAAGCUGCGCAGACAUGGCAUCUUUAAAAUGCUUCCAUGCUUGGCGGCCACACCAGAGCUGUUGCACCAGCCGCCCAGACCGCAGCAUAUCCGACUGGCCGCAGAGAAUAUCUUGUGGAAGUGGUCUGAGCUGAUCUCUCAACCAGAGCCCCGGCCGGGACCCAUCUCGGCCGGUGCCCUGGAAGCCUUGACGCCCAGCGAACUGAUUCGUUUGGAGGUGCCACAGAAGCUGCUGAGAGAGAGGAACUUCAAAAUGUCCAAGGAAUGGGCAGCUAUGCUCCUGCAGGUUGUUGAGGAGGAGGAGAAGUUCUCAGUACACGUGUAUCGUGAGCGCCAGGACGUGAGUCUGCGAGUGCUCACGGAACCCUUCUGCCUCUUCUGCGCUUCACCAGAAUCAGCAUCCACCGAGGGUCCAAAGGAUUUGGUGCAUGGAGGAAAUUAUGUGGUUCAAGCUGAGCCCUUGGUGAAGAUGGGCAACUUGACCCGUCUGCUGCUUGUGGCUGGUGGUUUUCUGGCAAGCGAGGAGUACCUGAGGUUCUGCUUGCGCCUUAUUGGCCACAAGCUCUUCCAGGCAGAUACUGAGUAUUUCGUGGAAGGUGUUGUGGUCCUGCCGCAGAUUGGCAUCCCAGUGCACCUCCUCUCAGCCUCCAAGGGCACCAGCGACAAUUCUCCCGAACCUCAUGUUCUGGCACUGGGCGAUUGGCAUUUUGAGGCCAGUCAUAGUGACACUUCCAUCGAGCGAAACGAGGACGUGGCCCAGAGCUUGGUGAAUGACUACAAGGUGACCCAACUGAAGGAGGUGGAAGGGCCCAAGCCCUUGCCCUUGGAUCCGGACGAGGAGGAGCUUUACAUGCAACUGCUGCAUGUGGAAGCCAAGGCAGAUGUGCGGAAAAGCCUGGUCAAGUUGUGCGAACAGUGCUGUGUCGCAGUGGUUUCCACGGAGGACAACGAAAUCGUGGAUGCCAUCGCACAGUCGGUAGAUGGCCUCCUGAUUCAAGAGGCUGCGAUACCGCUGUUGAAACACUUCGGAUGGCAGCAACGAGAUAUGGAGGAACAAGAGGACGCAUCGUUUACCUUGUGGGAUCCUCCUGACGUGGCACCGGUGCUCAACAGUUUCUUCCACUUGACCAUCCAGCCGCCCCCGUCCAAUCCACCUGGGCCCAGCGAUCCAGUUUGGUCUGUGAUUAUUUGGUUUGAUGCUGAGUUGCCCUUCGAAUUGGUCUGGCAAUCCGUGGAGCUGGAGGUGAAGAACGCCUUCACCAGCGUCUCCAACAAAUGGACCGAGAUCGGCUGGCCCAAUGGAGAGCAAGAAAUGUUGGAAGCGGUUCACAAGGCUGUUGCAGCAAAUGGUGAAGCAGCAGUGGCCCGAGGGCUCACACAUAGCUCCGCCACACGGAUCGCUGAUCGACUGAUGUCAGCUGUGGCCUGCAGGGUGGUGGCUGAACCAGAGUUGGCCAGUCAAGUGCAAGGAGGAAGCGCUCAGGGAAGUAAGGGUGUGAAAACCGGCCUUCGAGAUUUGGUGGAGAUCAGGAUGGAUGAGGCCUGGAUCCCUGCAGUCUUCGUCCAAGAGCCACCGGCGCCACCUCUGUACGUCUGCCUUUCCACCGGCGCCUUGGCUACGGGCAAGCACAGGACCAUGGUUGGCUUUGAAGGGCCUCGGCUCUAUCCGGUGCCUCCAGUGGAAGCGCAAGUGCAGACACGUGCAGACCUGCAAUCCUUGGAGCGAGGUGCCGAGUCUUCCCGCAUCACCCGGAGAUUCAAUGUGGAUGCGGAUUGCCCAGCUCCACCGAAUGAGAGCAGCCUGACGACCCCUCCUGGGGUACCACUUCCUAAGCCGACACUGGCAUACAGCCUGGGUGGUAGCAGUUCAAGCACAUCGCCAAGCGUCAGCCUGUUGCGUGGAAAGGACGCGCGGGUGGACGGCUUCUCGUGGGUGUCCACCUCUUGGACCACCGUGGGGCUGCCUCAACUGAGCAGCAGUGGCAAGGUUUACUACGAACUCCACAUCCAGUCCCAUGACACGCCACAAGUAGGCUGGGCCUCGGAGAAGUUUCGCUUCUUCGGAGAUACCUGGCUCUACGGUGUGGGCGAUGACCUGGAAAGCUGGGGUGUGGAUGGUGGGAGACAAAAGAUUUGGCACGGUGGCGAGGCUGGAAGUUUUCCAUCCACGUGGCCGAAGGAGGUGGUGGUGGGCUGCGCCGCAGAUCUCCCCUCGGGGAUUCUGCAGUUCAGCACCAACGGUGUUUGGAUCAAACCGGAAACAUUCUCCGGAGUACAAUGCGCCUCGUUGUACCCUGCCGUCUCCGGUCAAAUGACCGCCUCCUUCAAGCUUCGACCAGAGGAAUGGCAGUAUGGACCACCCGACGGCUCCUACAAGUCACCUGCGGCUUGUGCCCAGUGUCCACGUGCCUUACCAGCACCCGUGCGUUUUCCCGAUGACUGGGUUCUGGCGAAGGGGUUGCAACACCUGGCGGAGCGGCAAAAGGUGGAUUUGCUCACCACGCUUCAAAUAUCAUGCACCGUGGUCUUGCCCUCCGUUGAAGACCUCACUCUGGAGGGUGUGAAGCCUGAAAGGUCCAAGGUGGCCGUAACAGACGCCUCGGAUGAACUCUUUGGCUUCGUCCUGGAUGCGGACGGGCAACCCCGGUCCAGCGAAGAGUGGGUGGAAGAGACGUUGGAUUCCCUCGGCCUCACCGUGAGCAGCGCUGCCGGGGCAGCGUUACGCCUGCUCUGGCAAACGGAUGCAGAUGUGCAGUCGCCACGGCUCUCUGCCAAGCUGGAAGACCUUUGUUCGCAUCAGGUGACUCUGGUGAGCGACAGCAUGCCAUCGUGGGUACUUCGGCUUGGUACAAUGAUGCCUCGCCUCUUUGAUCGACAUUGUCGCGAAGUGCUGCUGAGGUCUUCAGCCUUUGGCUUGCCCUUUGCGGUGCACGACCGCCAGACCCGCGAGGUGAAUCGCCGUUAUAGCGAGGUCAUGAAGGCGGCAGAAGGUCGCGUGGCUCAAGCGAAGAAUAUGGGAGAUCAACGAGCUCUGUCACAAGCUUAUGAGCACCUCUUUGAGCUCACCAAGCAGAUUUCGCAAGAUCCAGAGGUUUGGAUUGGCUCUUUGACAUCUGAGUUGGCCAAAGUGGACAGGGAGCGCAUUUGGGAUCAAGCCGCGGCGCUGGCUGAGUGCUGCCUGUCGUCUUCUGGUGUGGUCGAGAUCCAGUUCAAGGAUGAGACAGGCUUCGGCCGCGGCGUCACGCAAGGUUUCUUCAGUGACGUGGCCAAAGAGCUCCAGCGCUCCUCCAACAACAGCGACGUCCCGAUGUGGGCCCAGUGCUUGGAAUCGGAGGGCGAAUUUUUGCGGAGUCGUCGCGGCCUGAUCGUGCAGCCGUUGGCCGGCGACGACCCGCGGCUUCCCGAAGUCAUGGCGCGUUUCCGGGCCCUUGGUCGUCUCUUGGCCAUUGCCUUGCGAGAGUCCUUUGUGGUGCCCCUCCCAUUGGCAGCCACAGUACUGUGUCAGCUGCGUGGAGAAAAGGUGGCUUCAGAGCAUUUGCCGCAACCGGGUGACGGCUUGGCCGGCGAAUUCGUGGGCGCCUGUGCCUCAUUCGCGUCCGACCUCAAGGAUUUGAGCCAGGAUGAGAGGCGAAUGCUGGCAGAGGAUUCAGCCUGGAGUGGUCGGUACUUGGCCUCUGAGACCAGUGGCAGCUUUAAUGAUUGGACCAGCAAUGCGGAGUUUGUGGCCACCGGCUUCAGUGGCCCAUCCCUUCCCUCGUCCUCCCAGGCGAACCCCACGGAACUGCGUGCGGUGACGUUGGACAGUUUGGACGACUUUGUGGAGGCCGCUACAGCCUUCUGGCUGCACACCGGUGUUCGAGAACAGAUUCGAUCUUUGAGACGUGGCUUACAUGACGUCUUGGGGGCUCGUGCUGGAGCCCUUUGGUUGUUUUCACCCUUAGAGCUGCGAGAACUGUUUUGCGGCGAGGAGUCCGUCUCUUGGAGCAGCCAGGACUUGUAUGACCACUUGCAUGCUGCCGGUGGUUUCUCUCGUGAUGACGAUGUCAUGAUCUGGCUCCGAGACGAACUUCUCGAAAUGUCACAGGGACUGCGCGCGCGAUUCCUGGACUUUGCAACUUCGUGCCCAAGACUGCCACCAGGAGGCUUAGCCAGUCUGAAAUUGACGGCUUCUCCCGGUGCAGGACGUUUCCCUCGCUCGCGCGCCUGCGCGAACCAGCUGUAUUUGCCCAAGUAUGAGACUCGAGAGGAGCUCCAUGAAAAGCUGACAGAAGCCUUGUUGGCUUGUGAGGGCCACCAUGAUGCCGAUCAUUAAGCGGCGACGGAGCUGCGUCUCUGAAGAUACUACGUAUCCAC